UCCAGGCAGCUUCAUCUGGAAGUUCUUUGGCGAUGGAGUCUGCAUGCUUCACCCUUUAAAUUCGUCCAUGUCCCGCCUACCGAACAUAACGGACCCAGCACUGACUGGGGAGCACAGGACGAACAGCAGGCUCUCGGAGAAUUGGAGAGUAUUGGAUCGGGAGCGAGCGCUUCCGUAGGAGGAACAGCCGGCUUCGUUCAUUGAUACGAGGAGAUCUCUGUAGUCCUGGGAGGUUCGACGAAUACUUGAGGUUGCUCAAUUGCUGCGAGGAUGGGGACCUUCGGCUCCCGUACUGUCUUAGGCUGCUCAAUUGCAGUACUGCUGUUCGGAUACUGCCUCGCCGGAUUCAACGACGAAUUUACAAAAGUCUGGACUCCGGAGCAUAUUGUACCCGAUGACACGACCAAUAGUGUGCAGCUGACGAUGACUCAGGUUGCGGGUGGCCAGUUUGCGAGCAUCAACUCGUUUCUUUACGGUUCUUUCAGUGUCAAAUUGAAGCUGAUUGCUGGCGAAUCUUCCGGAACCGUGUGCUCGUUCUACCUCACAUCCUACGGAACGAAUCACGAUGAAAUCGAUUUUGAGUUUCUCGGAAACGAGACAGGCCAGCCCUACGUUCUCCACACCAAUGUCUUCGCCAACGGCGUAGGAGGAAGGGAGCAGCGCAUCUUCCUGUGGUUCGAUCCCACUGCCGACUUCCACACUUACCAGGUCGUCUGGAACCACGCGCAAAUUACGUGGUUGGUGGACGAUAUUCCAAUCCGGAUUCACAAGAACAUCGAGAACGUGUUGCCGAAUUCGUACCCGACUUAUCAACCGCAGGUCAUUGCCUCGAGUAUAUUCGAUGCAAGCUCGUGGGCAACGCGUGGUGGGGCGGUGCCGACCAAAUGGGAGUAUUCUCCUUUCGUCGUCACCUACAAGGAUUUCUCGUUCCAGGCAUGCCGAGUGUCGAACAACGACAUCAGCCCUUGCACGACGAACUACCAGGGCAAUUGGUGGGAAGCCGCUGAUUACCAAAAUCUGAACGCGGUCAAGGUGACCCAGCUCAAGGAGGUCCAUCAGAAAUACAUGGUGUAUGACUACUGCACCGAUUAUGUCCGAUACCCUACGACUCCCGUAGAGUGUGCUUACAACACUCUUUAAGGAAUUAGUCCCCCUGAGACUGACAGCACCGUCCACGCUACUUAUGAACUGUGGCCAUUCAUGGUGUUCAUCCGUAGCGUCGAUCUGAUGCCCCCUUGGAGAUUAUUUACAGGGUAGGUCAUGUAUUAUGUAUUUGUGUUCGCUUAUUCUUUGGCCGGCGACGAUCUGGAAGUCUGCUGCCCGUGACAUUCCUCUCAAUCUAUGUACUGUACAAUCAUUCAUUCAAUAAUUGUGAUCUGGUAAAGGUUACUGCUUGGUCGCGAAGCGUUCCAAGUACCUUUGACCUCAAGAAUUCGC
Marchantia polymorpha subsp. ruderalis is the source of this 1437-nucleotide messenger RNA. The record is from the annotation of a GenBank genome assembly. NCBI's taxonomy places the organism in Eukaryota, Viridiplantae, Streptophyta, Marchantiopsida, Marchantiales, Marchantiaceae.